Anthostomella pinea is the source of this 1008-nucleotide messenger RNA. Lineage: Eukaryota; Fungi; Ascomycota; Sordariomycetes; Xylariales; Xylariaceae. The record is from the annotation of a GenBank genome assembly.
AUGUUUGCCAGAUCCGCGUUCCGCGCGGCUCAGCCGCUGAAGAAAUCCCUCCUCUCGACGCGCACCUACGCCACCGAGCCCACGAAAGCAGGCGGCUCCAACACGCUCCUCUACGCCGUCGGAGGCGCAGCCGCCAUCGGCGGCGCCGGCUACUGGUUCAUCUCCACCCCGCAGGGCCAGAAGAUCGAGAACAAGGCCAAGGACGCGAUCCCCUCGUCCGGACCUGCGAAGCCGGCCUUCACGGGCGGCGACCAGGGUUUUAUUUCCUUGCUGCUGAAGGAGGUCGAGAUCGUCAACCACAACACCAAGAGAUUCGUCUUCCACCUGCCCGAGGACGACAUGGUUUCGGGUCUCAAGGUCGCCAGCGCGCUCCUGACCAAGUUCCAGACCGAGGGCCAGAAGCCUGUCCUUAGGCCGUACACGCCGACGAGCGAUGAAGAUGCCCGCGGCUAUAUCGAGCUCGUCGUCAAGAAAUACCCCAACGGCCCCAUGUCGACACACAUGCACGACAUGAUCCCCGGCCAGCGUCUGGACUUCAAGGGGCCCCUCCCAAAGUACCCCUGGACGCCCAACAAGCACGAGCACAUCGCGCUGGUGGCCGGCGGCACGGGCAUCACGCCCAUGUACCAGCUCUGCCGCGCCAUCUUCAGCAACCCGGCCGACAAGACCAAGGUGACCCUCGUCUUCGGCAACGUGUCCGAAGCCGACAUCCUGCUGAAGCGCGAGCUCGAGGACCUCGAGAACACGUACCCGCAGCGCUUCCGCGCCUUCUACGUCCUGGACGACGCGCCCAAGGAGUGGGUCGGCAACAAGGGCUUUAUCACCAAGGAUUUGUUGAAGACGGUCCUGCCUGAGCCUAAGAGUGGUAAUGUCAAGGUCUUUGUUUGUGGCCCUCCCGGCCUGUACAAGGCUAUCUCCGGCACCAAGAAGAGCCCCCAGGACCAGGGCGAACUGGCCGGAUACCUGAAGGAGCUGGGUUACUCGCAGGACCAGGUCUACAAGUUUUAA